AUGGCUACAAGUAUAUCAGUCGAGAAGAUUAGUGAAGAACUACUGAAAUGUCCGGUCUGUUUGGAGCGUUACAAUAGACCAAGAAUGUUGCCAUGUCAGCAUUCCUUCUGUGAACAGUGUUUGGCGAAAUUGUUUGUGCAACGUGAACACAGGUGUCCAGUUUGUCGAAGUCCUUGUUCAGUUGAACGCGUUGAGCAACUGCAAUCAAGUAUGCUGAUAAAUACAGUUCUUGUAAUGGUAAAGGAACAGAAACUGAAGACUGGUGUCCAAUCAUGCACACUUCAUGAGAAACACACUGUUGAUCUCUACUGUCAAGCGUGCCAAACACCCAUUUGCCGCAUAUGCAACCAAUCUGGCCACAGUGGACAUCGAGUUAUCGACAUGAACGUCGCAGUCGAUGAGUUCCGUGGUGUAGUGUCUUACUACAUUGAUACAUGGAAAGAAAAACAGAAAGUCGCACAUCAAAACAAAUCACAAGCGAUGAAAAGAUCCGAAGUCCUGAAGACAUCCCACGCACGAGAACAACGGAAGAUUACUAAGCACGCACAUGACACCAUAUCUAAACUAAAGAAGUUGAUUAGUCAACAAAUGGACAAGAGGUUGAGUGAAUUAGGUUCGAAAUAUGGUGUAAUGAAUGAAGAGAUCAAGAGACAGAUUCGUCAGUUUGAAACAACUGAGGAAUUACUCACAAGUACAACAACGUUCAUGGAAAAUUUAGUGAAAUUUGGCAAUGCUGCACAGAUUAUGAAGGAUAGCAAGGACACGCUUGAUCAGUUGCAAACCAUGACAUCAGUGGAAGCGAAGUGGAACGAGGUAGCUAAUUCCCUCCCACGUUUCAAACCUGGUGACAUAAAGCUGCAUGGAAACCUUGGAACAUUUGAAGAUCAACACACAUCGUGUUCUAUUCAGAAACCAGAGAUUGUAUUAGCAAGCAGCACAGAACAAGGAAAUGGGCGUAAUUACCAUGGUGAAUCGGCCAGUUAUAUUCCGAAUAUCAGCAACUGUGAUAAUCAUCAACAUGGACCUCCUGGAACAUUCACACGAAGAAAUACAACGAGCAUUGGUGAAGAUGAAGACCUCCAAAGCGAAUCUAAUGAACGACAUGAACGCAGUGAUACAAGCACGACAGAUAUUUCCAUUCCAAAGUUCGGUAACAUACAAAGAAAUGUGGCAGGAAGUCACGGUUUUGCAGAACGUACACAGCCACGUCCCAGGCGCGUGAGUAGUAGCGUUGCAGAACGUAUUAGACAAUUUGAACAAAAAUUUUCCAGUAAUAAUUAA
Molecule: messenger RNA, 1281 nt
Organism: Saccoglossus kowalevskii
Lineage: Eukaryota; Metazoa; Hemichordata; Enteropneusta; Harrimaniidae
Product: tripartite motif-containing protein 2-like
Source: RefSeq, a predicted model, not a curated record